Messenger RNA from Anneissia japonica, 2655 nucleotides. RefSeq lists its product as uncharacterized. Gene Ontology annotation, biological process: meiotic attachment of telomere to nuclear envelope; homologous chromosome pairing at meiosis. The transcript has 5 exons. Gene Ontology annotation, cellular component: nuclear inner membrane. Gene Ontology annotation, molecular function: DNA binding. NCBI's taxonomy places the organism in Eukaryota, Metazoa, Echinodermata, Crinoidea, Comatulida, Comatulidae. The record is from RefSeq and is a predicted model, not a curated record. The coding region runs from base 665 to 1303 and encodes 212 amino acids.
AAAUCUAAAGAAAUUUGUCGAUUACGAAUUGCUAUUUUCUCCAUGCAAGCAAUGCUGAUCCUGCUAUAAUUUUAGGACAUUAACCCCACAGCCAGAGCAUGGACUAGGUCUAGCCCUAGGUCCAUGGCCAGUAAGGUUUUUUUUUUUUAUUUUUUAUUUUUUUAUAGUUAGGCCUAGUAGUAGUAGUAGUAGUAGCAGGCCUAGGGUGUCUAGGCCUGCUCUCGUGCCAUGGGUUCUCCUAGGGCUAGUACAGGCACUAGGAAGAGUGGGAGCACACCUAGACCUAGGCUUAGCCUUAUUUCUAACUAAGUUAGGGCUUAGCCUUGGGCCAGACCUAGGCUAGUCAAGGAAUAUCAUACCUCACAAGUUUUUGUAGAAAUCAUUUAUGGGCCAACUGAGUUUGUGACUUUUUUGCCAGAUUUUCAAAAAUACUGUACUUCAAAAAUGAUAGGAACACUGAAUAUGAUGAAAGUGUCAUAAAGGAGAGACAUCCAUCCAUAUCCGCAAGUCACAUUUGAAUUUUAUAAUAUACCUCUGGAAAGUGGGUCAUAUAUAUUAAAUUUUACAGGCCCAAAGUAUAUUUAUUAGAGGAUAUACUAAAUCUGCACCUCUUUAAAUUUUAUUUCAUUCUUUCAGAAAGUGUUCUUAUAUAGUUUUACCAAUUAUGUCAUUAAAUAUGUUUAAACUUCCUGGUGUGGAUACAAGACUUAUCAAGGGUAAUGACACUGUCUAUAAGCUGAGGGUCAUAAUGGCAUCUGAGAUACCCUGUGACAUGGCAACAUUUCAAAGAGAGAUCGAAAGUUUUGUACGAGCAAUUAUCGUCAUGCAGAACAUGCAGCCAAUUAAAAGUGAUCAUUUAUUGGCUAUUCCGAAAAAGAAAGUAUGGAAGUCGUGCAACCUCAUGAGGUUUUCUGAGAGAAAGAAGCAGUUGAAUUUUCAUCCUUUUAUUUAUGAAAUAAGACUGAGAAAAUUGCCAAAUGUUUCUUUACCAUCAAAUGAAAAGAAAGCUGAGGAGACAUACAUUAAAAGAUUGCAUCAAUAUCAGCCAAUAGAUGGCACUGUUGCAGAAACUGCUCUUCAACCUGCUGAGCCAAAAGAAGGUGCAUCAUAUAGCAGAGACUGUAUUGACAGACAUGAGAUAGAAGAUCAAAUCUUGAAGGAAGACCGACGCCUACAGAUGUUAAGUACGCCAAGAAACAAGAAGAGCAUUCUAGUUGAAGAAAGGCGCCAUGGAGGUUUUGUACACAGCCUUCUAAGGGCUGCCAUGACUCCAGUGAGACUCCUGUUUGGUAACAAGAAAUAAUCAACAUUCAGUUGUAUAGGGACAAAUCUUAUGACCUGAUGUGUCAGUUAUACAAUAUUGAUAUCUUUAAUCUGUAUUUUAAUAAGUUACUUUAUUAAAUUAUAUUUGUAUCAGCGGCGUAGCUAGGUGCGAAAAGACUCUAGUGCAAGUUUAAUUGUCGGGCCAUUUGAUGUUAUUAGAAAUUCAAAAUAGUAGGGCCAGUGAGGAAUUUUCACAGGUGGAAGUUGAAGAUCACGUUGGGGCUGAAGUGAAAACAUUUUUAAUUAUAGCAAUUCUAGGUAGCCGGAAAUGGCACUCUCAGAAUUAAAUAUUGAUAUAAUUUCCUUUUCCCCAUUUCCUUUCAUAAAAAAAUUAGGAGGAGGUGGGGAGGGGUGGCAGGCUGGCUGGGGCACCAAUGUAUACACCACUGAUUUGAAAUCAACAGUCAUCAAAUAAUUACUCCUCUAAAAACUGAAUAUUAUUAGCACAUCUUUGCACAAGAUCGAAAAUCUGGCACUACUUGAUCCAUCAUUUAGUACACAUUAAAAUAGUCUUUUAAUCCCUAAAAACUGGGAGUUUAGUUUUGUCAAUGGAAUGCUAAAAUAUUAAUUAUAUUUUAGACAACACAAAAUAAUACUUAAAUAUAUAUGUGUUACUACUCUGUAUUACUGCAUAGUAUAAAUAACCAGAUGAACCCGACAUAUAAGUUAUAACAUUAAAGAAAGUAGAAAAAAUAUUUUAUAUAUACAGCACAUACCUUUAAGAUACCAAAAUAUACAAAUAUUACUUUAUAUUUCAUUGCAAUGUAAUGUAUUUGUUUGAUAUAACCAGAUCGUAAUUCUUAUGGUUACAGUUAUGUUACCAACCAAUGUAAUAUGCAAAGAAUACGUUUGGGAAAAAUAUGGAAAUUCCUCAAAAUAUACAAAAUAAAUAUUAAAAAGGUUUCAAGUAUUGCAUACCAUCAUUCUGUAGGAAGCUUUUUUAGUUUCCUGCCUGGAAUGUUUCAAGUACUGUAGUUAUUCUGAACAAUAAUUUUCAAUUAACUUUAAUAAUAGUGUACUUUGCUUUUGAUAUAGAUUAAUUAUCUAAUCUAUAGUACAGUAUACAGUAUUAUGACAAACAGGUAUUCUAUGGAUAAACUACAGUAUUAAGAGGUGUCUGAAAAAUACAUUUAACUUCACUCAAAUGUGUACUGUAUUACUUUUUAAAGGUGGUGACAAAAGGCUUGAUGCUUUUGGAAGUUCAUAUUGGAAUAACACUCUCACGUAAUCUUAAGUUCCAAGAACGUUAUCAAGGAGCUUUCGAUUGCACGACGACAGUAGGACAUGGAAUGUACUGACGUCACUAAAAGUCAUCUUCACACGUGAUAUGGU